This is a messenger RNA of Ahaetulla prasina, 3093 nucleotides long. It is a transcript of the gene SMIM30, whose product is annotated as small integral membrane protein 30. Lineage: Eukaryota; Metazoa; Chordata; Lepidosauria; Squamata; Colubridae. The record is from RefSeq and is a predicted model, not a curated record. The transcript has 3 exons. Bases 312 to 509 code for a protein of 65 amino acids.
CUCCAGGGCCACGGAAGGUUAAUGCUUUAGCUGUUGGUGCCCGGGACGUGCCAGAUAAUUCCUUUCUGAUUCAAAUGGUUCGUUCUUCAUCGAUAGCAACCCUGGGUCCGGUUGAACCACGUACUUUCCAAGGAAGUUAGCUGGGGUAGCUUAGUGUUGCUGCUGCACAUGACUCGAAGCAUUUGAUCGGGACGUGUUCAUAAUCCGCCCUUCACUGUAGGGCGACCGGAUGGUUCCCAAGACCUCCAAGUUAGCCAAAGAAGGAAAGAAAACAGAAAUACCCACCCACCCCCAGGGUCAUCUGAUCAGUAAUGACUGGGAACAUGGCCACCACUAGGAAUGCUUCACAGCUCUUUUUGGUAUUUUUCUUGUUGCUUUUUUGCCUACCUGUAGUGGAAGCUUUAGAUAUGGGUGAUGCAUUAGCUUUGUUGCUAGGUGUGGCUCUUAGUUGUGUUGGAUUCUGUGCCUGCCUCGGUCUGUAUGCAAGAAGACGACAUGGAGAGCAAUGACUUUUAAGUCCAAAAUGUCCAGCUGAAGUGCAACUGUCCUGAUGGAUGUUGUUGCAGUUAAGGAAGAGUUUCUAGAUGUUCCCCAGCUCAUCAAAUCUUUAUUGCCGUGUACUGCUCAAGAAGAAAGACCAUUCAUAAUGGGAAGACUAUGGAGAAAGCGGCUUCAAGUUCAUAAGAACAUUUUGUAUGUAAUUAAAGUGUUGCCUUAAAAGAGAAUGCUACUGGUUUUCAAUUGCAUAAGAAAAAGCAUCAAUAAAAAUUAUUAACUGAGGUGCAGCAGGAAAUAUAGAGGGAUAAAAGAGAAUACAGUUUUCAUUCAAAUGAAAUAUACAACAUAGGAAACAUAACUAUCAUCAUAAUUAAUUGAGAAAUGAUUUUUUUCUUCUACUGAAAUAUUUCUCUAUUUCAUUUUUCCCCAAAUUAAACCAAAGUAUUUUGUUGUAACGUCAAGUUGCUGUGUACCAUCCAAUGUUUUGUUGUUUUCAUUUGGUUACAAUUUAUGGUACAGUUAAUGUUGAAAAGUUAGUCUCCAUUGCCUCCUUAAAGCAUUGCAGAUAUUCUAAUAUAGUACCAUCAAAUCCAGUACCAUCAAAUAUUUAGUUUAUAACUCCCAAAAUCCCUGACCAUCAGUCAUUUGAUUUAUGAGAAUUGUAAUCUAAAAUAUAGUAGCAAAGUCAUGGAUUGGUGGAAGGGAGAGAUGCCAGAUUUUCCUACUUGUAGAAAUGGGCACAACCAUUCUUGCCCAUGCAGAAUGCAUAGGAAGCCUGACUUUUUUUUUCCUACUAUGCUUUCUGUUCAUUUCAGUAGAACUUGCAGAAAUGUUCCUCAUAGAUUAACUUUUAUGAUUUCUCAGUUCUACAGAAGAAUUGCUGGGAACAAUAUUUAAAUGACCAACCCUUUUCUAUAUAGCAUAUAUCUCCUCACUUGUAUUGUUUGCACAUUUUUAAUACAUUUCUUUCACUAUUUUCAAAGUAUUGAAUAAGGUAAAGGAUUAAUGAGAAUUGAAUAGUGAUUUAUUCUUGUUUUUCCAGUGUAACUAAAUAAACUUUAAUAUGAGGUUAACUUGUUAACCUCCAUGCUCUUUAACAUGUCAUUUGCUGCUUUAAUUCACCCAUGAUUAAAUAUUAGUUAUUGAAAAUAUGCCUAAAUUUAAAAAGAGCAUUGUUGAAACUCAUAUUAAAACAAUUUUAUUAUAAUUCAAGUUUGGUAGUAAGAGAAAGAUAUAUUUUUUUUAGCAUGCAUGUAACACCCAUUAUAAGAGUGUUAUCACAAAUGGUUUAAAAAUAUUGUAAUAUCUGGUAUAACUAUUGCAUACGAUAUACAAAAGAUAUAGCAGAAAUAUACUAUUCUAAUGUGUUUUAAAGGCAUUUUCCCUAUGACCCAUGCACAAUCUAUAUGUACAUCCUAUAUUGGAUUCUGCUGCAGAUAUUUGCCUUCUUAAAUUACAAAAUAUUUUAAAAUUGUCUAAAAAUGUUUGAUGUUAUUUGGAUAACUAGCAGCAAGUAGUAUCUCACAAGGGACUAGAUUCCACCAUGUGAAUCUUUAAAUUAGAAGAGGUUGGGAUACUUCAGAGUGAAAUAUUGGUCUCCAGCCAACUUAAAGCAGAUCCAAAGGUACAUUUAGGACAUUAAGAUUAUAGGCAACUGGCUACCAAAGCCUAAUUUUAAAGUAUUUUUGGCAAUCAGAAAGAAACCAAGACAAGAAAGGUUAGAGCCCAUUGCCAUUGAUUGGUAAAGUGCUGAGGCAUAUGGAGGGUAGUGAGAUAAGAGGCAUACCAUGGAGAAACCACAUACUGGGAAGAAGUAGAGAAUGCGCUUGGGGCAAUCCAGUCAGAUGAGUAAAAGAUUCAAGGAUAUGAUUGGAAACUAUAAGGAACAAUGGGAUGGUUGGAAUUCUACAGAUGAAAUUUGGGAGAGCAUAAUAUGUGAUUGUGUUUGAAGGGGAGGAAAAAAUCAGAAAACGGUGAUUCUAAAGAAAAUUGUGACUGUAAUUACAUUUUUGGCUCUUAAAAAUAUUCCUAGAAAUAGAAGACAGGAAUACUGACUCAAUUGACUGAGUUUGAAGGAGAACAGUUUGCAUAUUGAAGCUAAGUUUCUACUGUACAUGAUUAUAAAAAAGAUAUCAGCAGAUCAUUUGUGGUACUUUGAAAUUCCAAAUAUGCCCACAGGCUUGCAACUUCUAAUUUUACAAUAUUGUUAGCCAAACUAUGAGUAUCUAUGGAUUCUGAUAGGAAUAUGGAAAUUAUCAAAGGAAAUUAUUGAAAAUACUUUCAUAUAACUGAUUUUAAGUUGCGAAAUAUUUCUCCUUUUAGCGACUCUUCUUUGUCAAUAAUAUUUGACCUAUGUUAUCCCCUUUGAAACAAAUGGUAAACAGAUUUUGAAGUUUUCUAAUAUUUGGUAAUAUUAUACAUGGAGUCAUUUGGGGUAAAAUUCACUUGGAAUGUUCCAUAGACAAUAUAUAGAUUAAAAUUAAAGUUACCCCAUUAAAUCAAAUCCGUUCACCCUGUCUUACUGCAUAAUUAUAUUCGUAGUUAUGCUGUAUAUGCUUCAUUGUAGUAAUAAAUAUGCAAGAUUGGCUGUUGGAA